Messenger RNA from Dermacentor silvarum, 1452 nucleotides. RefSeq lists its product as uncharacterized. Lineage: Eukaryota; Metazoa; Arthropoda; Arachnida; Ixodida; Ixodidae. The record is from RefSeq and is a predicted model, not a curated record. The coding region runs from base 1 to 1452 and encodes 483 amino acids. Gene Ontology annotation, molecular function: catalytic activity. The transcript has a single exon.
AUGGGCAGUACAACCCCACCCAUUGGCGAACCAUUAGAAAUCUGGCAAUGGAACUGCCGCGGCUUCCGCAAAAAGCGGAGCCUCCUCCAACAAUACAUUAACACACACCUUGCUCAACCAGAUGUCAUAGCGCUACAGGAACCUGGCACAUCACCCAUACUCCCAGGCUAUGAGUCCUACGAUAGCCCGACAGAAGGCAGAGCGGCCGUCCUGAUUAACAAAGCAUUAACUGCAAUUGGUCUUGACAACAUCCCAGACACCAACAUCGACCAUGUGAUAGUGGAGCUAAUUCUCAGGCGCAAAAAGAAGGCCGAGAGGCGAAGCAUCAUAAUCGUCAAUGUAUAUAGUCCCCCGAAACAAAAAUCCACCGGCUUCCACGCUCUCGUUCAGGGUGCCUGCAAAUUAGCCCAGGGGAAGGAACUCGUACUCCUCGGGGACUUCAAUGCUCUCGACGAACGCUGGGGAUACAAUCGUUCGGAUGUCAAAGGCAAACAACUUGCAGCUGCCACCGAAAAAUUCCAACUCGAACUGCUUACGGAUCCAGCAAACCCUACCCGGAUCGGCAACAGCGUAUGCAGGGACACUUGUCCCGAUCUCACCUUCGCCCGUGGUAGUGCAAACUAUAAUUGGGACAACUUGCAGGAAUCCUUGGGUAGUGACCACUGCAUUCUCCGUACACAAAUUACGGAGAGUGCGAUGCGUCGCUCCAUUGGACAAGCCCGCAUCACAAACUGGGACGUCUUCCGUCGCGAGAGCGAGAAUUCAAUUGACAACCUUGUAAACCUCACUGACUGGUGCGAGCAAAUUAAAGAAAUUCGGGACCGUUGCACCACCGUCAUGAAAAGAACAUCUCAACUCCCAGAAGUGGACGGCCAUCUUCUGCACCUGUGGGAAGCCAGAAGAAGCCUCAUCCGCAGAUGGAAGACCCGAAAACAUAACCGACGUCUCAAGCUCAAGAUCGCAUCUCUCACCCUCGAGGCUGAGCAGUAUGCUGAGCAACUGGCACGAAUUAACUGGGCCCAGUUCAGCGACUCGCUUCGAGGCUCACUGGGUACGGCCCGCACGUGGCACGUUCUACGAGCCUUGAUUGAUCCUACUCGAACAAAAAAUGAGACAAACAAAUCAGUCCAGCGCCUCAUACACGCCUUUGAAGGCACGGACGACGAGCUGCUUGCUCAAGUACAGCGCAAAUGCUAUGGUGAUUAUCACCCGCCUCCCUAUCGGGCGAGGUAUCAAGGUUAUGCAAACCACACCCUGGACCGACCGAUAACGUUGGACGAAGUUAAUGCUGCCAUUCGCAGCAGCACCCGCAACACAGCAGCGGGGGCGGAUAAAAUCACGUACUCUCUUAUCAGGAAUCUCAACGACACCGCCGUACAAGAACUCACAAACUUCCUAAACGACCAUUGGCAAUGUGGCACGCUCCCCCCGAGUGGAAGCACGCAGAGGUGA